AUGAAGUUCGUGACUAGGAGCAGGAGGACCUGUUUCCGGUCGUGCUGCGCGAACGGCCGCGCCGCUAACCCUAUAGAGGAGCGAGACGCGCGGGGCGAGCGAGGCGGCGGCCCCGUGGCGGUCGGUCUGGGCGAGCCGGGCGAGCCGGGCGGGCGGGCGGGCGGGCGGGCGGGCGACCUGGGCGAGCCGGGCGCCACCUCCCCGGCCGUGGCGGUCGGUUGGCGGCAGGCAGGGCCUCCGCGCCCUUCCCCCUUCCCCUUGGCGGCAAAUCUGCCUGCCCCCGUGGCCGGGAGAAGCGGCAGAGCGAGGGCGUCCCGGAGCCCCGGCUCCGUUCGGCGGCCGGCCCCGCUGUCCCUGCCGGCCGCUGGCGCCCGGUGCCGGAGCGAGCGAGCAGGCAGGGCCUCCGCGCCCUUCCCCCUUCCCCUUGGCGGCAAAUCUGCCUGCCCCGUGGCCGGGAGAAGCGGCAGAGCGAGGGCGUCCCGGAGCCCCGGCUCCGUUCGGCCGCCGGCCCCGCUGUCCCUGCCGGCCGCUGGCGCCCGGUGCCGGAGCGAGCGAGCGAGCGGGCGGGCGAGCAGGCAGGGCCUCCGCGCCCUUCCCCCUUCCCCUUGGCGGCAAAUCUGCCUGCCCGGUGGCCGGGAGAAGCGGCAGAGCGAGGGCGUCCCGGAGCCCCGGCUCCGUUCGGCCGCCGGCCCCGCUGUCCCUGGCAGCCGCUGGCGCCCGGUGCCGGAGCGGGGCGAGCGGGCGAGCAGGCAGGGCCUCCGCGCCCUUCCCCCUUCCCCUUGGCGGCAAAUCUGCCUGCCCGGUGGCCGGGAGAAGCGGCAGAGCGAGGGCGUCCCGGAGCCCCGGCUCCGUUCGGCGGCCGGCCCCGCUGUCCCUGGCAGCCGCUGGCGCCCGGUGCCGGAGCGGGGCGAGCGGGCGAGCAGGCAGGGCCUCCGCGCCCUUCCCCCCUUCCCCUUGGCGGCAAAUCUGCCUGCCCGGUGGCCGGGAGAAGCGGCAGAGCGAGGGCGUCCCGGAGCCCCGGCUCCGUUCGGCCGCCGGCCCCGCUGUCCCUGGCAGCCGCUGGCGCCCGGUGCCGGAGCGGGGCGAGCGGGCGAGCAGGCAGGGCCUCCGCGCCCUUCCCCCCUUCCCCUUGGCGGCAAAUCUGCCUGCCCGGUGGCCGGGAGAAGCGGCAGAGCGAGGGCGUCCCGGAGCCCCGGCUCCGUUCGGCCGCCGGCCCCGCUGUCCCUGGCAGCCGCUGGCGCCCG
Messenger RNA from Penaeus chinensis, 1244 nucleotides. RefSeq names its product translation initiation factor IF-2-like. NCBI's taxonomy places the organism in Eukaryota, Metazoa, Arthropoda, Malacostraca, Decapoda, Penaeidae. The transcript is spliced from 2 exons. The annotation marks the transcript as partial. The record is from RefSeq and is a predicted model, not a curated record.